Messenger RNA from Porites lobata, 11216 nucleotides. NCBI's taxonomy places the organism in Eukaryota, Metazoa, Cnidaria, Anthozoa, Scleractinia, Poritidae. The record is from the annotation of a GenBank genome assembly.
ACCUUGUGGGGUGUGUUACAUUGUCAACAAGCUUGAGCUCUGUAAAAGAGUCUGUGAGCCUGACUGAACAGACUAAAUAUAAAUUACACAGCGACGAACGUGAUGGACUUUACUGCACCUAUUUCAACUAUACAAGUUGUAGGUACGUUCUAUCAAGUGGCUAGUAGCUACGAUUUGAUUUCCAUUUUUUUUUCAAUGACAAAUAACAUAAGAAAUUAUAAGGAGCUUUCCUGAUGUCUGCCUCUCGCGUUAGCAACUGACCUUGCUUAGUUUCUUGUUACAACCUUUAACCUACCAAAUGGAAAACCAUCGAUUUGAAGUACGCCCUCUCUUCAAUACAACAAAUUUCUGACAAAUCCUUCAAGCAAUUAUUAAACAGGCAUUUAAUGUACUAAUUUUUAAAUAGCGGCCAUACACGUGCUUAAGCAAGAUUAAAUAUUGAAUCUGUAAUAUAUCUUCAGACAAAGAAAAAGAAAUUUUCGAAAGAUUUCAUUUGUUCUCCGCAGCACCACCCGUCUUUCCAAAUAGCCUUCUUAGCUCUAUGUUUUACCGCACGCCUUUAAAGCGGUGAUGUAGUAGUCAUAUUUUAACUACACCGUUAAUCCAUGUCAAACACGAUGCGAUUCGCGUGAGUGGUACAUUUUAUUUGCAUAUUUACACCGGCGCUGUACUUAAGUAAUUUAACGUCUCAUGCCUAAAAUUUGCUCUUUUCUAUGUUUUUUAUCGCUUUGUUUUGAGAAUAUACUCAAUUUCGGUUGAUCAAUGAAUUUGUAUCGGUUUCAUUAUCAUGGAAGAUGUAACGGUCUGCGUGGCAACUAUACGUGUUGCCAAAACAAAUGUUCUGAACACACUCUGCAACAGACCCAGUGAAACCCUACCCAGCGGUUUAAUAAUUCAGCCUACCCACUGAUAUUUUAUCCUCUCAAGUAACUGUACCUGGCAAACAGAUUGUUUCUACCCGGCUAAUUUUUUGCUUCCCCGGUCACUUACAAUAGUGACAAAUUAAACACACUGCAUUUUGCUAUUCUGAUAUUUGUUUAAAAGAAGCAAUAAUAUAAAACUUCAUUCCCAUUGACAGAAAAAAACUUGGUGCGUACAGGUAAUCGAUCUCGCUUAAAAAAAAUGUAAAUCUUUUAGUUACUCCCGCUAAAGCAAUAUAUAUAUGUAAAAGGUUUUCAAAGGUUUCGUACCGGUUGAGAUGUAAGGCCUGCCACACCUCUUUUAGCUUUUAUAGGAGACAAUUAAACAACUACGACAAUUAUUUAAAAAGUGGAAAAUGUGCGAACCCGGAGAAGUUUUUUCCGAGAACACAGUGAAUAAAUGGAUUCCACUGGGUCUGUUACAAAAGGGUUUUUCUGAGAACAUAAGGAUAAAAAUUUCCCUGGUUCUAUCCAAACCUUUAAUUAAAACUUACCGAAAAACGGCAAACAUCGAGUCUUAGUGCGGAAAUUUAAUCGUUGUCAAUACCGUGUUAUCGUAAGUCCGAACGUAGGCGAUGGCAGCGAAAGCGUAUCUUUGUUAAAAAGUGAAUUUAUGUUAUUUCAGUCUAUAUUAUCGCCAUCAGAUCGCCCCAUUAUUCCUACUCAUUUACUUUGUCAAAAGUAGGCGACCCCCCCUGGAGUUGAAUUCCUAGGAUCCCUAUCCAAGUUCAGAAAGAGAAAAAUUAUCGUCGUCCCCCUUUACUUCCUCCAUAAAGCCCCGAGCAAACAGGCCAACAACCCCCAACAUUGUUGGAUAUUAUAUGUCGCGUCCAACGGUUGCAUGUUGUUACGUGUUUGUGGGAGUUGUUGCUCAGUGUUUGAAAACUGUCAAAUGUUUAGAGUUACGUUCAACCCCAACAUUGUUGGGCCAACAAUUUUGGAAGUUGUUGCGUCCGUUUGCACGUAGCUUAAAAUGUAACACUUAGGCAAUUUCACGUAAAAAAAGGCAAAGAAGCGUACAAAAAAGUGUGAUGCACCCUUAAAGUUGCAGUUUUGCCUUCUAAAACUAUUGUUUUUUGAAGAUCUCGAUGCCAUCGCGUCCUUGGAUCGUUAAGUCCCUUGUGAUGUCAGAAAAUUGGGGUAUUUUUUUCACAAAAUCCCCAAAAAUUCCUCAGAUUUCGAUGUUCCUCUAGGGAUAUUUAUUCUAACUGAUCUACUUUACUUUUGGGGGGAAAUCCUGGCCUUCAAGCUUGCGAUUAUAGGAUUAGUUUCUUCAUCUCGGAUUCUUUGGAUACGUCACGAUCGAUAACGACGAACGAAACGGAAAAUACCAAAAUGAAUCCUGCAGCGUACCAACAAUAUUGCGACGGUUUUGGUAUAAGUUAGGUUAAUUACAUGUCCCUAAUGUGCGAAGAAACGUGAAGAUUGAGAGUUUCUGACUCUUAAUUAAUCAGAUAGAGAAGGGAUUUUUUGGCCUCUAUCGGUCUAGAACAGGGCUACCAAAUGUGGUUGAACAUGCAUGUUAUUGAAUGUAACCUUUUACAGUUGUGGGUUUUUCUACUCCAUUUCAGUUUUACUGUUGACUUUCUUUGGUAAAGGAAUCUGUGACUCAAGUAAGUAAAAAUAUCUGUUUCCGCGACAACUUCUAAGGAUAGCAAGGACACCAGCAUGAUAAUCUAUGCCGGCCCUCGGAUGGGGUGGGGUGGGGGGUUCUCUCAUUUGUGGGGUAGAUUAAAGAAUGGGCCGUCCGACAGCGUAUUGUUUUUGACUCUGUGUGUUGCCAUUAAAUUUUUUGCUUUUGUUUUUUCCUUGAAUGGGUGACAUUUUCGGGUUUAGACCUUAAAUAGGGUCAGGAUUUAAGACCAUGGGGGUCACACACCUAACCUAAAUUUGUGGGAGUAACCCCGGAAUCUAUGCACGCCUUUGUCGAUUUAAAGUUAUUCCAAGCACAAGGGAAAGCGUGGGUAUGAGCAAGCAGAAGCAAAUAGACAAGAAAAAACUGACAUUCAAACUUUCUUUUUCUCUGGAUGGAGGGGGGCACUCCCUUAUUUGGCUUAAACGGGUAUGGUGCCGCUAAACAGGAUGUGCUUUUCAUAGUCUUGAGUCUGAAACAGGGUAUACAAUUUCACUCAGUCGUCUUGAACAGGAUGUCAUUUUGGACCGGAAUCCUUUAAAAGAAGGAUUAACACAGUAAGUAAGCAGGCGCGGCCUUCUGUACGAGAGGUUCCCAGUACGAUUCACAGGUGAAAUCCUUGUUUCGACUUAUUUCUUUUCUGUGUAGCUUUAAGUAACUUUAAAUAUCCGAACUAAUAGAGAGGGAGAGGGUACAAUGGGCGCAUUCGUCAAUGUAAGUACUGACUUUUACGAGUUACCGACGUAAAAUAAUGACCUUCACCUCUUUACCUUUUUUUAAAAGAGUGCAAAGGUUGGUGAACGGUCUUCAGUUGGGUACUGUUGCGAUGAUACGACAAAGCUCCAAUAACUGGAACUCAACGAUUUUAAUGAUUAAAAGCAUUACUGGAAAAAACCGAAGGCCGAGCGAAACCCUCAACAGAACUUUUACUCCCGAAAGCAACAAUCGAGCACUUCAUGAUUCUUCAUUUACCAAGUUGAAAAGACUUGACAGCAGUACUUGUUUGUAAUUAUCUUUGAAAAGCCUUGUUGAAGGAAAGAUAAUAAAGGACGUAUGUAUGUAUGUAUCAUGACACAAAAAGUAUGAAAGUAUCUCGCUCUCCUCAACAUUUCCCCUCCCCGCACCGGGGGGACCACAGUGUGCAAAACAUGAUUAAAUAAAACAGUAAACGCUCUCAACUAAAAAAGACUCACUGAAAGUCAGUUAGUUCACAGGAGCAGUACUAUCGCUGUGUAAACACCGUAAAUAUACAGCAGUCCCAUUAUAAGCUUGCAGCGGGGCAUCCACAAAUAUAAACUAACUACUCUCGAAGCCACCUGGGCACUGACACGUGCACAUUACCGAGGCUCCUAAACUGCUCAAACCAGCUUCUGAUUCUAACUGCAAUUUCAUCAUGUAUAACGUCACUCGCCAGUCAUGACCCAAUGCCCCAUAGCCUUGUUGACAAAAAGGCUAACAAGCUCAAGUGGAUAGAAUGCCGUAGCAAACCUCCUUCUUCUAUGUGGGUACCUUUGUAGUCAAAAUAGUCUUCUGCGGUCUUCUGUACUGUUUCAGGAAAUGCCAACAACAGGUUCCUGUCCCUAAAUGAACUGUAAAACACUUAUUUAAUAAGCUGUGACAGCUUCAGACGUGACUAAAACAACCUGCCGAGAAUUCGAUAUCCAUUUCCUAAGCUGCAUGCAUUCCCCAUUCCACAGUAUGUCCAGUUUUUUGGUACAACUGCAUGAAUACCCUCUUGUGCAGUUUCCUAACAAUCAAUCGAACUGUCCCUGUAACUGGAUUUGAGGGCAGUUUCUGCUGCCAACGGGUAUGUAUCCUGGUGCCUUCUAGCGUUCUGUUGAGCGACAAACUGAACCUCCACUGGCCCUGAGUUUUUACCAAACAUCAUUCACUCUACUAAAUUCAUAGAUGUCAGGUUUACGACUUGAAUAAAAUUCAGAAACAAAUCGUCGAAUACGAUAUAAAACAUCCCGAGGAAUACUCGACCGUCGAUAAAUUAAAGUAGGAAGUGAAAAACCUUUAGCGAGUAAAUCCUGUUUCGAGUAGAAUUAAUCACCUCCUCAUUUCUUAUCUAGUCUCCAAGCAAGCUAGACUAAACCAAGAUUUUAAGAGCGUUCUUGUUUAGUCUGAUUUCGGGUAGCAAGAUUCACCUGAAUUGGGUCAGGUAUAGGCAAAGAGUUCUGGGGUCCCUAACGUCACAACCCCAUCCAGAAAUUUCUAAAGUACCCCCAGGGCGGCUAGUUUUAGGAGCUGACAAGUACCUGUUAAUUAGCAGAAAAGGCAGACUACUUAUUAAACUAUAUUAUAAUUAUCUUUGUUUUAUGUUUUGCUGUAGCUUGCCCUAAUGGCAUUACAAACAUAACAGGCGUCACAAGUGGAUAUUUCGUGUAUCCAAUGUCUGGUACUUAUGGAGUAAACGAGACAAAAUGUUGGAGGAUUGAGAUUCCUAAGCCUUACGUGGGCUUUGGAAUAACAUAUCACACGUAAGAUAACUUUUCUAGAUUCUGCUAUAUGCAGUAUAGAUAAACUAUCUGAAUCCAACGCGACAGAAAAAUAUUCCCACUUUAUCUAUGCCUUUAUCUAGGCCCCGUGCUACUAAAAAACUCAACAGCCACAAAAAACUCACUUUGGACAAUCAAUAAUAAACCUCAUUCAUGUUAGCCCUCAAAUACAAAAUAGACACGCACUGUUUUCGUAUUCUUUACGAUUCUGGUUAAAAGCCACGUUUGUUAUUAAUUUAAUUACAAUUGCAAUUUUUUUCUUCUAAAUCUAGCCAAGAUUUCAUUCAGUCAAAAAUGGCUCCAUAAGGUCGUAGUCAUUGGUUCAAUAAAUAUUUGACAAUUUUUUGGAUGAUUUUUCAAUGUUUUUGAUGGAUAAAUAUUCGGGGGAGAAGUUUAAAAUUUUCGAAAUUGGAAAAUAUUGGAUUUGGGUUUGAUGAAAAUUAAAAUGUGAUGGGAAUAGUUAGUGACAUAACAGUACUAGAUAGUCCAGCGCCACCAUAAUGACCAGAAGACUCGAGCUCUGGUUUAAGAGUAUACCUUUUCUACCCUCACUAAUUUCUUUCCUUUUCAAAUCAACCCCAUUUCCCACCAACUUCCCCCCGCCCUGCAAAGAAAAAACAACAACAACAACAAGAACUGACAACCAGAAUGCCAUAUUAACGUGUAAGGUUUACAGCUAUAGCAAAAUUACUGCGAUAGAUUUGCACGUGACGUGCAAUAAACCAUUUUUAUAGAAAAACAAAAAUUUGAAAAACGUGGCUGUCAAAACUCGGUUGCUAUGGUAACGUCAUUGAUGAUGUGCACGUCAUGACGACUUUAAAAUGUUCCCAGAUAAUAUGUAGGAGAAGUCGCUAUAUAACAAGUUUGGUUGACAUAGCAUAAACGGUUUUAGGAACAUAAACACUUAUUCUCACUUAGGGAAAAAUGUUGGCUUAGCUAGGGGAGGGGAAAUUGGGCUGUUCCCCAGAAACGUAUAACGAUCCCGGUUUUGAAGGGGGGGGGGAGGGACUUCAAAAGCCCGCCCGUUUUGAAUAAGGUUACUAGACCACUAAAUCUUUGAAUUUUGGGUGGUCGCUUACGGGAGGUUCCUUUGUACUUCUAAUUUCUUGUUGUCUUUAUCUUUUUUAUUUUCAGCUAUGAAUUUGAAGUGUGUAGAAGUUGCGAUUGUGAUUUUGUAAAAAUUGAAAAAAGCUACAACGAUCUUAUCACUCCGGAUCAGGGCUGUGGAAGAUAUAGUCGUAACCACAUAGAAUAUAGCAAUCAGGUUCGGGGAAAAGCACCUGCGCAGUCGAUACCUGAUAAUUACCCCUCAGUAACUGCCGAUGACCUCUAUAUACGCAUCAAGACAGAUGAUACUGUUCACUACAAAGGAAUCAACAUUUCCUACAUCGUCAAGUCUGACUCAGGUAAGUUAUGUCAAAUGACCACAUUCCUCCACUCUUGUCUGGAAAUACACUUACUUUUAAUGGAAAGGAUGUAUAAUAUUUGUCGUGUCUCGAGUACGAAACAAAGAAAAUUCUGUGGAAAGUUUCCCAAAAUCCUGAAAAUCUAACAUCAGACUUCCUUCUAACGCCUCCUGUGAUUGAAAAGCUCGCACGUCACGAGUACAGCGCGAAUACUGCUGUCUCUCUUCGUUCCGUUUUGGUAGGCCUCUCAGUGAUCUAUUUGGUGAGAACACCAAAGGCUGGGAACGAGACAAUUCCCUUGGACUUAUAAGUUACGACCCAUUUAAAAACAGUGAGUCAUAUCUAUUACGAGUGGUUUAAGGAGCUGUGUCAUGAAGUUAACAAAAAAGUGGGAACUACCACCAAACUGAGUCAAACAUAAAUAUAUCUGCUCAGAACUUGAAAAGAAGGUAUAAAUAGCAGGGGAAAAAUGUAAAGGAAUGCAUGGAUGGGCGACUUGAAGAAGACAGCAACGGAUUGAAAUUGUGGUUUUUAUUGAAUAAAUACUUGUGUUUAGAAAGCCCAACAGUUUUCCAAAUUUCCUUUUUGUUGCUUGUAACAUUUGAUGUAAUGUUUGAUUUUGUUAUUCAAAGUAAUUUCUCAAGUUCCAGAGUGAAUAAGGGCCCGUAUUAUUGGCUCAACAAGUAGAACUGGACAAAAGUGAUAGACAAAGCCCCUUUAAGAUCUUUUAAGUUGGACUGGGUGCGUUUUUAAGGGAAAAUGCAAAUCCGGAUUUCCACGAAUCCCAAAACGGAUACUUGCGUUUUUUUGGGCGAAUUCAGAACGGAUCAUCGAUCCAUAAAAUCCACACUUAUAGGGUGGAUUCUUCGAAUCAAAUCCAAAUCCGGAUUCUUGAGAUUCACAAUCUGAGCGUUGUUUUUGGAAAGGAUUUGAGAAAAGUAUUUUUUGACAAGCGGUUUUUCGAACAAAAAUGGUACACAACAGAUGCCGGACAUGUAUGACAUUCUAACUGAACCUAUGUUGGUGAUGUUUGUCAUCUAUUCACAUUAUUCGUAGACUGUCUUUAAACUCUUUCUUGUCAUGUUUUUUGUAAGUAUGUAGUUACGCGUUACGCCGGUUAACCGUUACGCCGGUUUAUUUUCCAAGUAAUUAAAAAAAAAACAAUUAAUCGGCUUCAGUUUUAAAUUCUAAUUAUUUGCAAUCCUAAUGUGUCUUCUAUUCGAGAAACGUUUGUGUUUUAAACCGAAAUAUAUAUGUUGCCGUUAAUUUUUCUAUAUCAGGUAAUUUUUCUUUUUCUUUUGUUUUUGAGUAUAGUUUAUUUAUAAGCUAAUGAAGAGUGAAACAAAUGAAAAAUAAAAGUUAUUUGAUGGGCUCCUGAAGUUAUCUGUGAUAAAAUACAUAGUUUAUGUUGAUCAGUUCCUUCUUGUCUUCGCCGUGAGGAUCAGUUUGUUGUUUUUUUCCUCAAUUUUCCUUUUUCGAAUCUUCCGUUUUCUUGGUAGUGAAGAAUCCAUAUGAUCUGAGGUCACAAAUUUGUUUUUGGAUUCUCCCGAAAAAACGCACCCAGCUGGGACGUACAGUGAGAGACUGUAAGACGGGUACUACCGUUUUACUUCCUUGAUCAGAAACGUUAAAAAGGUUAUUGACAAAAGAUUCGCAGAUUUAUGUGAAACGGCAGCAUUUUCUCAUCACUCAGUUAUUUUAGGACCGUGAGUCUUGGACCUGCCGGAAAUAAAACCAGGACGAUCUAUUCAGUUUAGAAGUCUAGCUAACCAAUUGAGCUAACCUGUGCGAUCCUUAACCCUUAGAUUUCUCUUGACGUUCUUGGAAAACAGAUUGGAACUGAGAAAACGUUAAGCCCGUGGAUUGAACACAAGAACUCAGUAUUAUUUUUGCAUUAAUAUCAUAAAAUACGAUAAGUCCAACCCUUUUGGAUAGCGCACACGAGCGAUGAGUAUACGUGUCAGCUACAUUUACUAAAACCUCAUUUAAGGAUAACACGGUGUGUUUCGAAGCUGACAGUCAGUCUGUAUCACUUCCCUUGUAGCUGGUUCUCGGAGCAUCCUGAAUGCAACUGAAGAUGAGACCAUUGAGUUUAGCACUCCAAAAUUUGGCUCCAAAAAUUACCCGGCAAGUUUUGUCUGGAACUGGUUUUUAAUCGUUCCGCUAGAACGCCAGGUUCAAAUCACUUUCGACUCGACAUUCGAACUGGAGCAAAGUAUGAACUGCGAAAAUGACUACCUGGAAAUCCGAGAAGCCUACGUGAAGGAACCAAUCACCAAACCUGUUGAUCUCGAAGGAGACUAUGGGGCAAUUCUCUCCAAACCCGUUUGUGGCACCAACAAUCCUGGUACGAUACAGAGCGCGGGUAACAUGGUCUGGGUACAUUUCAAGAGUGAUUUCAACGCUACUACUACUUACAGAGGAUUCAAAGCCUCCUUUAAAGCAGGUAUGUAUAAAUAUUAGUUAUGUACGUACUCGGUCGUAUAAAGUGUUUCAGUUCCGUGUACCUCGCGUUAUGCGUACCUGUUGAGAUUCCAUGCGAACUCGAACGUUUAUUCGGCGACCGAAACCAUGCUAACUAUACUUUGUUGUAAGGAAAAACAGGCCAGUAAAACAAAGAAAAAAAAAAGAAACAACACGUUUUUAGAGAGCCAUUCUUGUGUUUUGACUCGCCCCCUCCUCGCCAAAAUACAGCUUGUCUCAUAAAAGAUUUUAGUACGUUGAUAACCACUUAACCUUGCAAUAUUAAUAAGAUAUAUGCAUUGUAUUGUAUCUUCUAAAUACUGUAUUAUUAAACGGUGCGUCAUGUAGGCAAAAAAAUAUGGAUCCUUUGCUUAUAGCUUUCCUCGUUAAACUUGCCAUCUUAAGUCUUUGGAUUGCGAUUCCUUUCACCGUCAAGUCUCUCAAAAAUGGACACCUUUGAGAUCAGCAUCCCAUGUAUCUUUCGGGCCCGUCAGAGAAAUGCACGCCUUGGAGAAGAAAAUCUAAAUUCUACGUGAUUUUAGCUCGCAGCCGGGUCCGUUUAGAGAAAGUUAAUGGUACUAUUCAUAUCUGAUAUGGAAGAGAUUAUUUUCACGGAUGAUAUUAUAUUCUUUAAUUUUAAUUUCUUUAAAUCAGUUUUUUCAUUAUCUUAACCAUUCUCUCUCAGUCUUAACCCAAUAUGAAUUUUUCGUCUGUUCAAUUUUUGUAGGCCAGGGACGGCUUUCCAUCUCGCAUCCAAUGGCCCUCUUGUUCCUCUCCGCUCUGCUAAUGGCUACGUCAAAGGACAGUCUGUUCUGAACAGAUCCAGCCAGACUCUUGGUCGUUAUAAAUUCACACGAAAUAACGCUUUCACUUUAUACGUAGGAACUUAAAUACUUUUGAGUGAAUUUAUCUAAAACGUUAAACACUAUCGCAGUGCUUAUCUGACUACGGUUCUUGUUCACGUACCUUGUUAAAUCUUUUCCCAAGAAAAAUAUAUUUUAGCAAAUGAGUAAUGAGCAGAUAAAAACAGCUUAUAAACAAUUCUUAUGGAUAGAAUUGGCGUGAUUUUCGUGUUGUUAUAAUGAACAGUAAACCCCAAGUAGAUAGAAAGCUUGGUCACGUGUUAUACAAAUUCACGUUUGCCGUGCCUUAUAAAUGUGAUGUUUAAUGUCUCUAAUAUAAGAGACUUAAGCUUCACGUAUACGGUAGACGGCAAGUUGAGAAUUUCUCAAAAUAGAAAAUGAGAAGAUAAAAACAGCUCAAAACAAAAUCUUAUGGCCGAUAAAAAUUUACGUGAAACUACUAAUUUAGGUGUAGAAAUGAUGAACAGUAACCGAGGGGUAAAGAGGAAACUUGGUCACGUGGUACAAAUUCGCGUUUGCCGUUUGAGGUAAAUAUGUAGAGCUCGCACGUGAGCCACCGUCAUUUUGGCGGGAAAACGCGAUAGCCGUCGUCAUUGCAUUACAAGUUUUAGCGAAAAUGUCGAAGUGGCAGAAACAAGUCAUCAAAUGUCAGAAGUUCUGUCAUUUUGCGAUCGGGAGAGCCUCCAGUAAAUAUAAGCGCAGUGCUAACUUUUCUUGUUAAAGGUCAAGUGACGUAGUUUUAAUUUGUAUAAACAGUCACAUGGAAUUGCAUAAUUCCAUCUUAUAGACCAAAGUGGUUCAAUCAGUCAGGCAAUAAGAAAAAAACAGACAGGUUGCUCAUUCCCUUGCUGCCUAACUGAGAAGCAAGUGUUAAUGUUGGCUUAGGGGAGGGGUAAGUGGGCAGUUUCCCAGGAACGUAUAAUGAUGUGAUCAUACUUAUCUAUUUGUGUUAGGCCACGUUAAGGAGAAAAGUUACCCCUUGAAAAAGGGUCACCCUCCCCUCCCAGCCGAGUCAACUUAAGCGAGCAUUUAUAGUUGACCCAUUUGCCCGAGCCAAGAGCUUACAACAGCGCUCGCGCAUGUUCUGAUGGUCUCGCUUUCACCGAGCUGGCUCGGCCAGGAAGGUGACCUUACCAUCAGAAAAGGGUCACCCAGUUAGGUGGGCCAACUUUUCGGCCAAGCCAACGUUUUGUUUCACACGUAAUCAGUUCUUCAAGUUUUGUAAGGAACUGUAGGAAACUGUCAUGGCCAUGGCUCUACCAGGGUAGCUCGGGUAGGCGAGUGACCGUUCAACCUGAGACAAGUUUUCUCCAUAUGAACGGAGCCUAAGUAAGUUUUAUUGCGUGUAACCAAAGCUAUUCAGUAAUUUUUAGGAUCACUAAUACUGCACGUGUGAGCUAAAUAUAAUCUACAAUUAAUUAUAAGUUUGU